Talaromyces stipitatus ATCC 10500 is the source of this 2376-nucleotide messenger RNA. RefSeq lists its product as uncharacterized. The coding region runs from base 1 to 2376 and encodes 791 amino acids. NCBI's taxonomy places the organism in Eukaryota, Fungi, Ascomycota, Eurotiomycetes, Eurotiales, Trichocomaceae. The record is from RefSeq and is a predicted model, not a curated record. The transcript has 3 exons.
AUGGAUCAUUUACCACUACCAGAAGGUGUUGAUUGCUUUAUUGUUGCUCCUUACGAAGCUCCGGAGGUGGAAUGGUACGAUAACCAGGACUUUGUGGGCUUUCCAGAACGGAGAGGAUGGGCAGUCGAUCAACUCUUUCAUGGAUUUGACGUAACGAAAGAUGGCAAUAAAGCAAUUCAAAAGACGGAGGAAUUUUUCCAGACAUGGCUCUUUUUUGGACUUGUCAUUGACAUUUUAGCAAUGGGCGACAUCAUUGUAACCACGGAAGAUUUCCUCAAACGGAAGGGUACUCAAAAAGCGCGUAUUGUUGAUACAUCGAAGCUCCCGCCCCUUCUCGCGCAAUGGCAUGGGAAUAUUAAGAAAACCGAGGAAGAGUUAAGAAAUGUCAGACUUUCCUCGACAUGGGACAAACUCAAUGAGAAAUUUGAAACAGUGAAGACCGUAUUGGGCCGGUUUUAUGCUCCAAAUGUCGAGGAACAGAAUCAUGUUUGCCAAGUAAUGAGAGAUGAGAUUUCAACGACAAUAAUUGCCCUAGCCGUCUCAUUAAGACAAGCUGCUAUAUCAGCUCUCAGCCCAAGCAUCGACACAUCCUUAGCAUGGCCUGGGGCUUGUAUUCACUCCAAAAUCCUUGCGAACCGUCUAGAGCACAAAUGGUGCCUCGCUGAAGUGAGUACGAUUUUGAAAGAGCUCUCAAUUGAUGGUCAUUACUACACUGCUGCAGCACCGAGUCCAGGAGCGAGAUAUCUUGACGGGCAUUACAACUGUCGCCCGGAACGGUGCUUGCAUAUAACGAAUGAGAACCUCUACAUGACUCGGCAUGCAGAUCCACCAUGGCAUAAGGAUAACUGCACGGCGUCAAUUGAAUACGGUGGAAAUCUUAGUCCUGAUUUUGUAUCUACUACUGAAGUCACCGAUGGGGAUUGGGUACACGCUGUUUGUAGUAUAAUCGACAAAGGAGCAAUACCAAUAGCGCAUUGGCGGAAGGAUGUUGGACAGCUUUCUUCACUGGCAUACGAUGACAAAAUUGCAGCCGAAGAGAACGUUCCAUAUGUCGCCAUCUCACAUGUAUGGGCGGAUGGAAUGGGAAACCCUACUGGGAAUUGGUUACCGAAAUGUCAACUAGACCGCAUCACUAAUUUUAUUGAGAAUGUCACUUGCAGCCCCAGGGAAGGAGUUCCCCCAUCCAAGGAUAUUGGUUUUUGGAUGGAUACUUUAUGUGUCCCAGUCCAACCCGAAAACAAGGAGCGUCGAAAGAAAGCCAUCGCUAGUAUGCGUCAUGUAUACACCAAUGCACGCUGUGUGCUAGUACUUGACUCCUGGUUACAACAAAUCUCAUCUACUGCUCCUAUGCUGGAUAUCAUCAUACGCUUAUACCAGUCGAAUUGGUUAAAGCGUUUGUGGACUCAUCAAGAGGGCUUUUUGCCGUCUGCUGUCUACAUACAAUUCAGUGACCGAGCCAUGGAACUAGACGAUAUUAGAACUCAAUCUGAUGCCUAUGACAAGCUUUUGGUUUCAAAGGGAGUGUUUUUACAAUUUCCUGCUACCAUGAACGGAAAACUGGUCACCGAAUACUUGUUAUUCAAAGAGCUCAUCCAAAGUACGGGAAGAUCGGAAGAAGACAGAUGGAUGACCUACGGAGCUUUAGGAAAUUCAAUGUCCUGGAGACAGACCUCAAGACUAGCUGAUGAAACCAUUUGCCUGGCUACUCUUUUAGGGUUGAAUGUCGAACAAUUCCUCGAUAUCCCGGAUAAACCAGAUGAGGAAGCUGCAAAGCAACGCAUGGCCAUUUUCCUUCGGCAGAUGAAAAAGUUUGAUUCUUCCAUAAUAUUCAAUAAUUAUCAACGUCUCAACAUCCAGGGAUUCAGAUGGGCGCCAAAGUCGUUGCUGAAUUUUCGAACGGCGGAUCGAGGUAGUGGCGGCGGUAUGGGAAUUGCUGAGAUUCAAGAAAUAAAUAGCAAGCUGGGUCUUUUAGUUUACUGCGGAGGUUUCUUGAUUGACUUUUCCAAAAUCACAACGUCGUCAAAUUUUCAAGAUUGUCGUUCGUUUGCGGUUCAAUGCCAUUCGUCACCUUGGUCGUGGAGGGAUGUUGAUGGAAAGUGGUUAAUCGUUCAAUCAUCAACCAGCAAUUUUUCUUGGAGUACAUCGAAAAGAUAUGCGGUGCUUUUAUCCAAGUCACCAAAAGUCGGAGAGCCUGCUCGAGGAGUCGUUGGAUUGUAUAGUGGUCUGGAGGCUCGUGGUGAUGGGGAUGACGGUGAAGUGCAUUUAAUUGACCACCAGUCAAUGGCCACAGUGUUGGUUCUUGACCACUUGUCUCCAGGAAUUUAUGAAUUAGAGUCAUCGAUGUUCAAGUGGAGCACUCAAUGGCUAGUCAGAUGA